AUGGAUCUUGUAUCCAGUAUCCGCAAGUCAGGUUCUCGCGGUGGCGUCAACUUCAGCUGGGACGAGGUCGCAAAUUCAGCACAUCGCGAAAACUAUUUGGGACAUAGUUUAAAAGCACCGGUCGGAAGAUGGCAGCAAGGGCGUGACUUGGAAUGGUACGCAAAGAACAAGGAUGCAGAUGCCGGCCCAUCGGACGAAACACCGGAAGAAAGAGCUGCUAGGGAGCGACGGGAGGAGAUCAAAAGGGUCAAGGAGGCAGAGGAGGACGCUCUUGCCCGUGCCCUAGGUUUGCCAGUUAAACAGAGAGAUCAGACUGGCGCAAACGCUAUAGAAAUUGGAAAGUCCCGUAUUGGUCCGCAAGAAGCACCUAGCAGCGACACCAAACAGCAAGAAGCGCCCGAGCGCAAGCGACACAGACGGCACGACGACUCAGAAAGACGGCAUCGUCGCCGAGAAGAAGAGAAGACGAGGGUCGCAGAGCGAGGGACGAUCGUGGCGCGGCAGGUCGAAGAGCUCCCAGCGAAGACCGUGGCUCUGAUAGACGACAACACAGGCGGUACGACGAUGACCGCCGACGGGAGGACCACGGACGGAGGAAAACAUACAGCCGAGAUCGCGGCCACGAGAAGUCGCAUCAUAGCUCUAGAAGGGAACGCUCUCGGAGCCCAAGGCCAGAGGGCUCUCAUAAGCAGGAACGGCGCCGACCACACUCGAGGGAUAGACGACGGAGCCGUAGCGUUGACGAUCGAAAGCGUCGAAGAAGUCCCUCACCAUGAUUUCGUAUUAUAG
Molecule: messenger RNA, 789 nt
Organism: Pestalotiopsis fici W106-1
Lineage: Eukaryota; Fungi; Ascomycota; Sordariomycetes; Amphisphaeriales; Sporocadaceae
Exons: 2
Coding region: 1-789 (262 amino acids)
Source: RefSeq, a predicted model, not a curated record